UUCCUAAAUGCCAAAAGCAUGUCUUAUGUUUUUUACAUCAUUGCAACACUUGUACUUUUAAGAUCGAUUUCGUGUGCACGUAUUUUUUGUGACAAUUCCCCUCUUUCCGGAUCAUGCAAUUCAAUCAUUGUUCCUAGAUUCGAGUCUCAUGAAUCUCAAAUCAAGGCGUCAAUGAAUCCAACUCAUAACUUGUCGAUGACGAGUGAUCAUAGACUCGUCCAAUCAGUCGACGGAGUAGGAAAAGUAACAAAAGUAGACUUGGUGGUGGCUCAAGAUGGCUCUGGUGAUUUUUCAACAAUCUCCAAAGCCAUUGAAGCAUCUAAAAAUCGACGAACUGGAACUGAUAGAUUUGUUAUAUUCGUAAAAUCUGGUGUUUACAUAGAAAAUGUCAUCAUCAAUUCAACAAUGCCCAAUUUGACACUUAUUGGAGAAGGCAUUGAUGCAACUGUUAUAACCAACAAUAAAAAUGCCAACGAUGGAUAUAAAACUUAUAACACCGCAACCUUCCAAAUUUGGGGUUCCGGCUUUGUUGCGGCUAGAAUUACAUUCGAGAACACCGCCGGUCCGGAGAAACUACAAGCGGUGGCGCUUCUCUCCGCUUCAGAUCUCUCAGCUUUCUUCCGAUGUAGCUUCAAAGGCUACCAAGACACCCUCUGCCUCCUUCAACACCGUCAAUUUUAUCGCGAAUGUGACAUCUAUGGAACCGUCGACUUCAUCUUCGGUGACGCUAUUGCCGUCCUCCAAGAGUGCAACAUCUAUCUCCGAAGACCAAUGCCUGGCCAACAAAACACGAUAACAGCUCAAGGAAGAACUAUGUCGAGUUCGGUAACGGGGUUUGUUAUUCACAAGUCGCGGGUCACCGCCGCAGCUGAGUUAACCCUAGCAAAUGGAUGGGUCAGGAACUUUCUAGGUCGGCCAUGGAGGGACUACUCGAGGGUUGUAUUUGUGAAGUGUUAUCUUGAUAGCUUGAUUGAUCCCCAAGGGUGGAUGCCAUAUCGGGGAAGCUCUGCGUUUGAUAAAUUGUAUUACGUAGAGUAUAUGAACUCAGGGGAAGGAGCAAACACCACCGGUAGGGUGAAGUGGCCGGGGUUCCAUGUUUUGACUAGCGACAAAGAGGCGGAGCAGUUUUCUGUUGGGAACUUUUUGGCCGGAGAUUCAUGGAUUCCCCAGACGGGAAUUCCUUUUUAUUCCGGUAUUUAA
This is a messenger RNA of Lactuca saligna, 1200 nucleotides long. Lineage: Eukaryota; Viridiplantae; Streptophyta; Magnoliopsida; Asterales; Asteraceae. The record is from the annotation of a GenBank genome assembly.